Molecule: messenger RNA, 591 nt
Organism: Cladophialophora psammophila CBS 110553
Lineage: Eukaryota; Fungi; Ascomycota; Eurotiomycetes; Chaetothyriales; Herpotrichiellaceae
Exons: 1
Coding region: 308-529 (73 amino acids)
Source: RefSeq, a predicted model, not a curated record
AUGUUCAACGAGAACUUCUCCUUCGGAUCGACCCCGCACCCGAGCUCCCUGACAUUCAAUGUUGAAGAAUGUACCUCAGCAGAGAUCUCGCCUUUCACAUCGCGGUGCUCCUCGCCACAUUCCUCACAAGCACCUGCGGCCCGUCGAGAUUCUCGUUUUGAUGCAUACAGAUCUACACCUCGGCAUCCCUCCAUUACUGCAUUGACAGCACAGCUACAGUCUCAAGCGUUAACCGACACAGAGAUGCGCUCGCCCUCACCACCACCGAGUGACAUGGCUUCUCCUUCCGACACAACGACGCUUGACGAUGAAGGAUAUUGCGAAGGGCCAGAUACUCCCGCUACAACAGUAUCUGACUUGUCAUACGACUCCAAUGAAAUCGAUCCGACAUUGUGGGAUCUUUCAAUGUCGGACACCGUUGUGGCUACAUCGUCACCUCGUCCCUCCCUAUCUCUCGAAGCACAAGCAUUAUCAUCAUACACAAUGCGUCGGCGUCAGCGACAAGCACUGGUACGGCUACAAUGCUUAGCAACCCGGACACCCGACCUGGCCAUGCUCAUCGAAGAGUGCCAUCCGUCUUCACUGCCACUC